This is a messenger RNA of Limanda limanda (common dab), 3897 nucleotides long. RefSeq names its product ectonucleotide pyrophosphatase/phosphodiesterase 1 (gene enpp1). Gene Ontology annotation, biological process: nucleoside triphosphate catabolic process; regulation of bone mineralization; ATP metabolic process. The transcript is spliced from 23 exons. The record is from RefSeq and is a predicted model, not a curated record. Gene Ontology annotation, molecular function: dinucleotide phosphatase activity; nucleic acid binding; metal ion binding. The coding region runs from base 181 to 2583 and encodes 800 amino acids. NCBI's taxonomy places the organism in Eukaryota, Metazoa, Chordata, Actinopteri, Pleuronectiformes, Pleuronectidae. Gene Ontology annotation, cellular component: cell surface.
CUCGUUCUGCAGCAGCUCAGUGAAGCUGCGGGACGAGAGGAGACGAGGCGGUGCUUCCCUUCAGCUCUGAUCCACUCACACACACACACAUACACAGACACACACACACACGCACACUAACAUCCCUCAUUUCCUCAAACUGUGACUGGACUCAUUGCUCACUUCAUCCUGUCCAGCAGCAUGGAAGUAACCAAAGGAGAAGAGAGUGGGAAUGAACAUCGAGCCUCUUUAUUCGGGCCGGCGGAGCUGGAGAGUCAGAGCAGGAGCACCGGACGAUGCAAGGGAAUGAGCAAGCGGCGAAAAGUCCUCAUUGGGGUUCUGCUGCUCGGCCUCCUGGUGCUCAUCCUGGCUUUGGCCCUUUCUCCGAGAGGCUCCAAUAAUGAGACAGACGGGGACUUGUGGCUGCAGGCGUUUUCCGACGAAACUCCACAGCAACUGUGUCCACCUGGCUUCUCCAAGCCCCCCCUCAUCCUCGUGUCCUUGGACGGUUUCCGAGCCGAGUAUCUGAAAGAUCACAGCAGCCACCUCCCCAUUAUCAACAAGUUGCGAGACCUUGGAACCACAACACCGUACAUGAGGCCCGUUUAUCCCACUAAGACUUUUCCAAACCACUACAGCAUAGUGACUGGUCUUUAUCCCGAGUCUCACGGGAUCGUGGACAACAAGAUGUACGACGUGACCCACAACGCUUUCUUCAGCUUGAGAAGUGAGGAGAAAUUCGACCCUAAGUGGUACCAAGGGGAGCCGAUCUGGAUCACUGCCAUGCAUCAGAAACUGAAAACAGGAACUUUUUUCUGGCCGGGCUCAGACGUUUUAAUCAACGGCAGCUAUCCAAACUUCUACAAGCUGUAUGACAGGGACAUUUCUUUUGAGGACAGAGUGGCAACGCUGCUUGAAUGGCUCAGUUUACCUGAAGGAAAAAGACCCGACUUCUACACUUUGUACCUGGAGGAACCUGACGCGUCAGGACAUAGGUAUGGGCCAGGAAGCAAAGAGGUCACUUUGGCCUUGGAGCGUGUGGACAAGAUAUUGGGAAUAAUGAUGGACGGCCUGACGGAGAAGAACCUGCACCACUGUGUCGACCUGAUGAUCGUAUCUGACCACGGCAUGGAGGAGGCAACCUGUGAAAAGGCAGCGUAUGUAUCAACCUACCAGGAAAACACAGACGACUUCAAUGUCAUCCAAGGCCCGGCUGCUCGCAUCAGACCGGCUCGCCUCCCCGAAGAGUACUUUUCCUUCGACUACGCCGGCCUGGUGACGAACCUGUCGUGCAGGGCCGCUGACCAGCCCAUGAGGCCAUACCUCAAAGAGAACCUCCCGAAAAGGAUGCACUUCGCCAACAACAAGCGCAUAGAGAGAGGACAUCUGUAUAUGAAGGAGGGCUGGCAGGCAGCUCGUAACAGUAAGGAAAUCAAGUACUGCACCGGAGGAUUCCACGGCUCAGAUAAUCUCUUCACCAGCAUGCAGGCGAUCUUCAUCGGCUAUGGUCCAGGAUUCAAAAGCAACACUGUCGUGCCACCUUUUGAAAACAUUGAAUUAUACAACGUCAUGUGUGAUCUCCUCGGUAUUCGUCCCUCUCCAAACAACGGGACUCACGGCAGUCUGAACCACCUCCUGACGCGCCCAUUGCACCUUCCAGUUCACCCAGCGCAGCUCUCCCAUGACACCCCCUGCGAGGCCAGUGACCCCGUCCCCACUGACCACCUGCGGUGCAACUGCACAUCUCAAACCCAGACACAGGAGACGGAUAUGAACAGGCUUCUCAUGACAACUAAUUCCAGCGCUAAGUCCCUGCUGCGUCGCCUCCACCAUCCCUUCGGGACGCCCCAGGUCGUCCAGCCAGACGCCGCCUUCUGCCUCCUGCACCAAUCUGACUACCUCAGCGGAUACAGCAGGGACCGCCACAUGCCCCUCUGGGUGUCGUACACCCUCAAGCCUCUGACCACAGUGCGGCCGCUGAGCCCGGAGCUGGAGGCUUGUGUCCGUGCUGACGUGCGAGUCCCAACGGCCGACAGCCAGCUGUGUUUCCCCAACAUAGAAGACCCGAAUCUGUCCUACGGCCUGCUGCAUCCCCCCAAUCUGAGCUCCGGCGGACCUGAGUCAGACUCUCUCCUCACGACCAACAUGGCUCCGAUGUUCCCUGCGUUUAAAGAUGUUUGGACACAUUUCCACGACGUCCUGCUUCCAAAGUUUUCACAGCAGCUGAACGGAGUCAACGUCGUGAGCGGGCCCAUAUUUGAUGAAGACUUUGACGGAAACGUUAACACGUUCGUAAAAGUCUCGAGGAAUGAGACUCUCACCCCGACCCAUUUCUUCGUGAUCCUGACGAGCUGUGUGGACUCGGCCCUCAGCCCUUCGCUCUGCGGGGGUCCGCUGCAGACUCAGUCCUUCAUCCUGCCCCACAGACCUGACCACACCGAGAGCUGCGCGAAGGGGUCGGACAUGUCGUGGGUGGAGGAGUGGCUACACUUUCACACCGCGAGGGUCCGAGACAUCGAGCUCCUGACGGGACUGAGCUUCUACCACGACAGGCUUUCAGUGGAGGAGACGCUACAGCUCAAGACGUUUCUACGUAGCGCUUAAAACCAGAGACGAUUUUUAUUAAAUAAAGUUUUAAUCUUAGAGGGAAGCACAACAGGCCUCUGUCCACGGGGACUCGCAGUAAACCUGCUCCCAGGAGCCAACGUUUCCUGUUUCCAGACCAUAUGAAUCCCAACCAUGAGUUCCAUCCGUCUAUUUUUUAUUGUUAUGUCUGAUUCCAAAACAAAUUUUACAGUUAUUCAAUGUGUGAGAGUCACGUAUUUCAUUUUAGAGAUGAUUGUACAGAGAGUUUAAAUGAGGCUCCGGAGCUUUGAACCAAAGACGCCAUCACAUCUGCCGCACUUCUUCAGAUGGGACUGAAACAAAAGGGAAACGUUUAUCCACGGAAGACGUGUUUAUACCACAGAUGAUUUCAAAGUCAGGUCUUUUAUUUUUUUUUGAAACACCGUGACGACCUGGAGACUUUCAGGAAUCCUGCCACACAUCUGGAGAAGUGGAAGAACACCCAAAUCCUCUCGUGAUUGUUUUUGUAUUUUCUUUAUAAUGUCGUUUUUUGGUUUUGUAAAUUGUUGGCUUGGUCGCUGACAUCCAUGAAGAGAGAAUUGUUCAGUCGGGUGUGUGAGUGUGUGCGUGCACAUGUGCAGUUUGUGUAUUUAUGGACGGAUUACGAGGCACAGAGGUGUGAAAGGCUUCUGACGUCAAGACACCCAGACUGAAACAGACACAAGACGGCUACAUAUAACGUGGCUUGUUUGUGUCGGCUGUUGUGCGUCUCUUUGUGAGUCAUUUAAAACCUUUUUUUAUGGAUGUUAAACUCCACCAAAGAUGAUGUGUUUUCACUCCUGUGCUUUUGUGUGUUUGUUCUCAGGUGAUAUCCCUGAUUUACUUUUCCUUUAUUCCUCUUUUUUUUCUUUUCAACAUUUUCACAAAUCUCCAAGGGAAUGAUUCAUUGACUGAUAUGAACUCUUCUGUUAUUUGAUUCUCUUUCUCUUUCGCUUUUGUUUCUCUUCGUCGUCUUUUGUCUCUGUGGCUGUUUGCAUCUCUUUGUGGUCCUUCGGUCAUUCAGCAUCUUCAUCUCUGCUUUGGUUGUUAUACAUCUGUCAGUUGUCACUUUGUAUGUCUGGGGUUGUGUCUUCAUACACCAACAUUAUUGUGUUCUGUGCCUCUGUUCAGUUUCUCUUGUGAGCACUGCGCAGGAGAAGUAGAUCCAUCAGGUGCUGCAGCUGAACUUCAGCAGGUGGAGAUGGGGAGAGAUUCUCUGUGUUCACUCAUCUGUCCAUAACUAUGUGUUGUGUGCAAACGUGUAUUAUUUUCUUUUAUUUGGAGUUGGAACAUAAUAAAGUUCAUAUGAUUUAG